Messenger RNA from Pyricularia pennisetigena, 1920 nucleotides. RefSeq lists its product as uncharacterized. Lineage: Eukaryota; Fungi; Ascomycota; Sordariomycetes; Magnaporthales; Pyriculariaceae. Gene Ontology annotation, cellular component: cytoplasm; perinuclear endoplasmic reticulum. Gene Ontology annotation, molecular function: phospholipid:diacylglycerol acyltransferase activity. Bases 1 to 1920 code for a protein of 639 amino acids. Gene Ontology annotation, biological process: triglyceride biosynthetic process; lipid storage. The record is from RefSeq and is a predicted model, not a curated record. The transcript is spliced from 2 exons.
AUGGCCACCGCACUGCGCCGAAGACCUGUGGUCCACGAAGAAUCACCCUCACCGACCACAACCCCCACAGACACCCCGAGGACUGCGAGUCCGGCCCGAGAGGGCAAGGACAAGAAGAUUCAUGUCGUACACCACAAGCCUCGCACGCGGAAACGCCGCAACACGUUCAUCUUCUUGCUCGGGAGUUUGUCGGGAAUAAUAGCCGCCGGCUUCGCCAAGACAAAUGACCUGAUAGACUUUCCCGAGCUUGGUGAUCUGGGAAUGAGCAUGGACAGCUUGUUAGAUGUGCUGCCCGCAGGCUUGGUCAAGGAUAUGUCGGACCUAGUUAGAGGCGAACGCGAUUUUGUCGAUAGCUCUUCCGAGCCCUUCUCCGUUGGAGUCAAGGCCAAGGCUGAGGGUCUACAGGCACAUUUUCCCGUGGUCAUGGUGCCAGGUGUCAUCUCGACUGGCCUGGAGUCGUGGGGCACCGCCAACUCCUCCCGCCCCUAUUUUCGCAAAAGACUCUGGGGAAGUUGGACAAUGAUGAGGGCACUGGUGCUGGACAAGGAGGCCUGGAAGAGGCACGUCAUGCUCGACAAAGUUACGGGGCUUGACCCUCCUGACAUCAAGUUGCGGGCUGCUCAGGGCUUCGAUGCAACCGACUUCUUCAUCACAGGCUACUGGAUCUGGAAUAAGAUCCUAGAGAACCUGGCUGCGCUGGGAUAUGAUACCAACACCGCCUUUACCGCCGCAUAUGAUUGGCGAUUAUCGUACCCGAAUCUCGAGGUGCGAGAUCAGUACUUCACCCGGCUCAAGAUGUACAUUGAGACAGCGACCCUGACCUCGGGUCGCAAGGCUGUGCUAGUAUCUCACAGCAUGGGCAGCCAAGUGCUGUUCUACUUUUUCCAUUGGGUCGCCUCGCAAAAGGGCGGAAAGGGUGGUGACGACUGGGUAGACCGUCAUAUCGACUCAUGGAUCAAUAUUAGCGGCUGCAUGCUAGGAGCCGUGAAGGACCUGACGGCUGUUCUUUCCGGAGAGAUGCGAGACACUGCCCAGCUCAAUGCAUUUGCCGUAUACGGCCUCGAGAAAUUUCUCAGCAAGGAGGAGAGAGCUCAGAUGUUCCGCCAGAUGCCUGGCAUCUCGUCAAUGUUGCCCUUAGGGGGCGACGCCGUCUGGGGAAAUGCCACAUGGGCACCUGAUGACCUGCCUGGGCAACAAAAGUCUUAUGGUCCAGUUUUGAACUUCAGGAAUGGGUAUGGGUAUAACAAAACGGCACCGACAAAGAACUUGACGGUUAGCAAUGCCAUGCAGUACUUGUUCGAUACAAGCGAAGAUUGGUAUCAGAACAAUGUGAAGCGAAGCUACUCACACGGGGUUGCCAACACCAAAGCCGAAGUGGAUGCGAAUGAGAACGAUCCCACAAAAUGGAUCAACCCGUUGGAGACUCGCCUCCCGCUCGCACCGAAUCUCAAGAUCUACUGCUUCUAUGGCGUUGGCAAGCCGACAGAGCGUGCAUACUACUACAGGACGCCUGAGUUCCCUGCGUUGACAAAUCUCAGCAUCACCAUUGACACGGGGCUGACACGAGGUGAAAUCGACCACGGAGUGGUGCUGGGCGAGGGCGACGGGACGGUAAAUCUGAUUAGUUCAGGUUACAUGUGCAACCACGGGUGGAAAUACAAGCGGUACAACCCGGCUGGAGCCAAGGUAACCGUUGUCGAAAUGCCGCACGAGCCAGAUCGAUUCAACCCGCGUGGUGGCCCCAACACUGCGGACCACGUCGAUAUCCUCGGGCGGCAGACUCUGAACGAGCUGAUCCUCCAAGUUGCGGCCGGAAAGGGAGACUCCAUCAAGAAUCACAUCGUCAGCAACAUAAUUGACUAUGCCGCCAAGGUCAAGGUGUAUGACGAUUACGCCAAGCACGGUUCGCAAUCAGCUUAG